UGAAAAAUACAAAAAAAAAUAAAAAUAAUGAAUUCAUGCAAAAUUUAAGCAAAAUAGUGUGACAGCAUAAACAAAUAAAUUGAGCAAAGGCGCUUUAACAAAUGUGCGAAAUCGUGCGCAGAUUGUGAGGAGAACGACGAGAGAGGAAAGCGGGAAAGAAAAAUGUGCUACAAGCUGCGCUAAAAUCUGUGACAAGCUAAAUUUGCAGGCUAGAGCAACAACAGCAACAAUAGCAAGAACAGCAAAUAACAAGAACAACAAUAAGAGGAACAGGACGCUGCCAAAUUUGUCGGGCAGCCAAUUAAAUUUUGCGCCCCGCCGUUUGUUCUAAAAAACAUUCAAAAUUAUACUCGAAAUGGAUAUGACCUCGACAGCGGAGGCUGCCGCACGCAGCUGGUACGACAGUCCGCGCUUAGGGGGCUCACCACAGACCAAUGGAUUGGGCAGUACCGGCAGCAGUCUGGCCCACAGCCACCACAGCCUAUCCAGCGGUGCCUCGUCGGCGGGCAGCAGUGUCGGCGGCUUAGGCGGCGGUGCGGGCGGCACUGGCGCCGGCCUGGGACUCGACACCAGCGAUAUGAGCGCCUUCUAUGCGCUGGAAAGCAAUGGCCAUCAUCGUAGAUACUAUCCGAGCUAUCAUCAGCACACUUCCCGUAUGGCAUCGUCACAUGCCACGCCGCAAGUGUGUCGGCCGCACUUUCAUACGCCGCUCAGCCCGUGGCUGACCAGCGAGCAUAAAUCAUUUGCACCCGCUAGCGCUUGGAGCAUGGGCCAGUUUGCUUGCCCGCAGGAGCCGCAGGUGGAGCACAAGCUCGGCCAAGUGGGCCAGAGUCAUCAGACAACGGCAGCGGGCCAGCAUUCGUUUCCAUUCCCACCGACACCGCCAAAGGAUUCGACACCCGAUUCAGUACAAACCGGUCCAUCGGAAUAUCAGGCCGUGAUGAACGCGUUCAUGCAUCAGCAGGCGACGGGCACUACCUCAUUAACGGACGCCAGUUGUGCGCUGGACAUCAAGCCGGCGCUACAAAAUGGCGUCGGCGUCGGCAUCUCCGGGAGCAGCGCAUCGCAAUCGUCGGCCCCCAAGCAGCGUGAAGGUAGUUCAAGCAGUAACAAUAAUUCUAAUAGCAACAACAACAACAACAGCAGCAGUGGCAGCCAAGCGCCGCAGCAGCAACAGCAGCAACAACAGCAGAACAGUAACAACAACAAUAACAGCAAUGCCUCAGCCUCCUCCGCCUCCACAUCGAAUGGUCUGUUUGAUGGCACGGCCCAAGCGCAUUACGCCAACAGUCAGGCGGUAGCAGCGGCCGCGGCGGCCAACAACUACGACUCCAGUUAUGCCUCCUACCAUCAUGCGGCGGCCCAGCACCAAGCGGCUGUGGCAGCGGCCAACAUGUUCCAAAGUUCCUCCGUGGCAGCGGCCGCCGUGCGGCAUAGCAUGGGCGCAGCAGCGGCAGCGGCGCACCAUCAUCAUCAUAGUCAUCAUCAUGGUGUGGGUGCGUCCGGGUCGGCUGUAGGGGCUAGUUCUGGACAUAUGCAUGGUGGCAGCGGAGGAGCUGGCGGCAUGGGCGGCAUGUUGGGCAAUGGCCUGCAACCGCAUGGCGGCAACGGGGGCAACAGCAACAACAACAACUCCAGCAGCAACGACAUAAAGCCCGUGCGCACGAAACCCCGGACCAGUGCUGAGGGCCGGGAAUGCGUGAACUGUGGUGCCACCUCAACGCCAUUGUGGCGACGUGAUGGCACUGGCCACUAUCUGUGCAACGCCUGUGGCUUAUACUACAAAAUGAAUGGCCAAAACCGACCGUUGAUCAAGCCAAAGCGAAGACUGACCCUGCAGUCACUACAGAGCGCUGCGAAGCGUGCGGGAACAUCGUGUGCGAACUGCAAAACCACAACCACAACCCUUUGGCGACGUAAUGCCAGCGGCGAGCCUGUCUGCAAUGCCUGCGGUCUCUACUACAAGCUGCACAAUGUCAAUCGUCCACUCACCAUGAAGAAGGAAGGCAUACAGACGCGUAAUCGCAAACUGAGCUCAAAAUCAAAGAAGAAAAAGGGUCUGGGCGGCGGCUGCCUACCAAUCGGCGGUCAUUUGGGCAUGGGCGACUUCAAGCCACUCGAUCCGUCCAAGGGCUUCGGUGGCGGCUUCUCAUCGAUGGCACAACACGGACACCUUUCCAGCGGUCUCCAUCCCGCACAUGCGCACAUGCAUGGUAGCUGGUAUACCGGCGGCAUGGGCGCAUUGGGCGCCUCAAGUGGCCUGCAAGGUGGUUUCUCCACGGCCGGUUCAUUGGGGGGCGGUGUGGUGCCGCACUCCCAGCCCUAUCACUUGGGUCUGAGCUCCAUGGGCACUUGGCGGACUGACUAUACGUGA
Molecule: messenger RNA, 2374 nt
Organism: Scaptodrosophila lebanonensis
Lineage: Eukaryota; Metazoa; Arthropoda; Insecta; Diptera; Drosophilidae
Gene: grn
Product: GATA-binding factor C
Exons: 10
Coding region: 356-2374 (672 amino acids)
Biological process (GO): positive regulation of transcription by RNA polymerase II; cell fate commitment; negative regulation of transcription by RNA polymerase II
Molecular function (GO): DNA-binding transcription factor activity, RNA polymerase II-specific; RNA polymerase II cis-regulatory region sequence-specific DNA binding; zinc ion binding
Source: RefSeq, a predicted model, not a curated record